AUGGCUUCUAGCUUCUUCUCUCCUUUCUCCUCCUGCGUUCUUCUUAUCCUCUUCUUCUUUUCGUUCUUUGUCUUCUGGUUCGACUACGGUGACUCACACCCCGUCUUCGACCCGCAUUGGCACCCGGCGACCGCGACCUGGUAUGGCAGCCCCGACGGCGACGGCAGCGACGGUGGGGCGUGCGGGUACGGGUCGCUGGUGGAUGUCCGGCCGCUGCGGGCACGGGUGGGGGCGGUGAGCCCCGUGCUGUUCAAGGGCGGGCAGGGGUGCGGCGCCUGCUACAAGGUUCGCUGCCUCGACCCGGCCAUCUGCUCCCGCCGCGCCGUCACCGUCAUCGUCACCGACGAGUGCCCCGGCGGGUACUGUGCGUCCGGCCGAACCCACUUCGACCUCAGUGGCGCCGCCUUCGGCCGCAUGGCCGUUGCCGGCGAGGCCGGCCAGAUUCGUGAUCGCGGCGAGAUCUCCGUCGUGUUCCGCAGGACACCGUGCAAGUAUCCAGGGAAGAACAUUGCCUUUCAUGUAAACGAAGGAUCCACAAACUACUGGAUUUCGCUUCUCGUGGAGUUUGAGGAUGAUGAUGGAGAUAUUGGAGCCAUGCAUAUAAAACAAGCAAAUUCUGUGGAAUGGCUCGAGAUGAAGCACAUAUGGGGAGGCAAUUGGUGUUUCAAUGGGGGGCCUCUGCAGGGGCCCUUCUCGGUGAAGCUUACCACAUUAACCACCCAAAAGACCUUCUCUGCCCGGGAUGUGAUUCCAAGUAACUGGUCUCCCGAUGUCACCUACACCUCUCGACUUAACUUCCUUUGAUCGAAGAGAACACGAGCUCAGUGGUCUUACUGCAAGAUCUCUUAUCGUCUCUGUGUACAUGUCAUAGUAGCCCUCUCCGAAGGGGAGAGAGAGCGCCUUAACUUGUUUGAUGUCUGUGUGUGCUUGUAAGGACCCCAUCUUUAAGAUAUGAAUGGGAUCCUAAAAGUCCUCUCAAAGGUGAUGUUUCAGUACCUUACAAUCAGUUGACUCUUGAGGCUGUGGCUUACUUUCACAAGUGGGAAUCACAGGCUUUUACAUUCUUGUCUGUCGACUGUGCUGCUCAUUCGCACAUGGUGGAUCUUUGAACAAAGGGGCCAUCGGCUCCGGUGGUGGGACAAUUUGAUGGCAGACUUCACACUGCGAGGAA
Musa acuminata subsp. malaccensis (wild Malaysian banana) is the source of this 1171-nucleotide messenger RNA. RefSeq names its product expansin-B16. The record is from RefSeq and is a predicted model, not a curated record. Gene Ontology annotation, cellular component: extracellular region; plasmodesma. Lineage: Eukaryota; Viridiplantae; Streptophyta; Magnoliopsida; Zingiberales; Musaceae. Gene Ontology annotation, biological process: sexual reproduction.